Molecule: messenger RNA, 6406 nt
Organism: Rhopilema esculentum
Lineage: Eukaryota; Metazoa; Cnidaria; Scyphozoa; Rhizostomeae; Rhizostomatidae
Biological process (GO): actin filament organization
Cellular component (GO): myosin complex; actin cytoskeleton; cytoplasm
Molecular function (GO): actin filament binding; ATP binding; microfilament motor activity
Source: RefSeq, a predicted model, not a curated record
AAUUGAGGAUACUCAAGGGAGGUGGUUGCUCAUUUGAUCGGUGCUCAGGGCUGUCCUCUCCUGUGUUGAUCGGUUCUUAGGGCAAGCCAAGCUUACUUGUGUUGUGUUUAGGAAGCUUGAGCAAAAAGGGAGAGAAAUCAAAGGCUAGAAAUCUAAUUGUUGUUGCAAACUAAGCAACUAUGGAUACGAAAGACGGUGCAGAUUUCGAGGGAAUGCAAUACUUGCGGCAAUCGCAAGCACAACAGCUGCAAGACCAAACUAAAACUUUCGAUGCAAAGAAAUGGAUUUGGAUUCCAGAACAAGAAAAGAAGGGAAUUGAAGGCUUUAUUCCUGCCGUAGUCAAAUCGACCACCGGGGAGAAAUGCGAAGUUGAGACUCAGGAUGGAAAGAGCUAUACUGUCAAGAAAGAUGACAUCCAACAAAUGAAUCCCCCAAAAUUCGAAAAGACAGAAGAUAUGGCAGCACUGACCUAUCUAAACGAAGCUAGCGUCUUGUACAACUUGAAGGCCAGAUAUACAGCUGCAAUGAUCUACACAUACUCCGGCCUUUUCUGCGUAACAAUCAACCCGUACAGAAGGCUGCCAAUCUACACAGAUGACGUCAUCAACUACUACAGAGGCAAGAGAAGGGCUGAAGUGCCACCACACGUUUUCGCCAUUGUUGACAACGCCUAUCAAGACAUGUUGAUUGACCACGAAAACCAGUCGCUUUUGAUCACAGGAGAGUCUGGUGCAGGAAAGACUGAAAACACCAAAAAGGUCAUCCAGUACCUCGCAAAAGUCGCCGGUGUUGAAAAGAAAUCAAAGGAAGAGCCUGCCGAAAAGAAGAAUAUGAUGGGUGGAACUUUGGAUGAACAAGUAGUUGAAGCUAACCCUAUCCUGGAAGCAUAUGGUAACGCAAAAACCAUCAGGAACAACAACUCUUCUCGAUUUGGUAAAUUUAUCCGUUGCCACUUCAGUCAGACUGGUAAAUUGGCCGGUGCUGAUAUCGAGUCAUACUUGCUCGAGAAGUCACGUGUUGUGCAUCAGAUGUCCAAUGAAAGGAACUACCACAUUUUCUACCAACUUCUUUAUGCCUCAUCAAAUGAAUAUCAAGAAAAGCUUCUGUUGCCCUCAAGAGAGGCCAAAGAGUACAACUUCCUUGUUAAAGGUUGCUACCAUGUUGAUGGCAUUGAUGAUCACGAAGAGUUCCAAUAUACAGAGAACGCUGCCAGAGUCUUGGGUUUCAAUGAAGAAGAGAAAUUGAGUAUGUACAAAAUCUGUACUGCCAUUCUUCAUAUGAGUAACAUCAAGUUGAAGCAAAGGCCAAGAGAAGAGCAAGCUGAGGUUGCCGAUCCCGCUGAUGGUGAAAAAGUAGGGUUCUUGCUUGGAAUCCCAGUGACUGAGUUCCACAAAGGCCUGACAAAACCAAAGGUAAAAGUCGGAACCGAAAUGGUGCACAAAGGCCAGAACAUGGACCAAGUAACCUAUGCCAUAGCCGCAUUGUCUAAAGCCAUGUACGAAAGGAUGUUCUGGUGGUUGGUCGCACGUGUCAACAAAGCCUUGGACACAAAGGAAAGGAGAUCAUACUUCAUCGGUGUGCUCGAUAUUGCAGGAUUCGAGAUUUUCGACUACAACACCUUCGAACAAUUGUGCAUCAACUUGACAAAUGAGAAAUUGCAGCAGUUUUUCAACCAUCACAUGUUCGUCCUUGAGCAAGAAGAAUACAAGAAAGAAGGAAUUGAAUGGGAAUUCAUUGAUUUUGGUCUUGAUCUGGAAGGUACAAUUGCCUUGAUUGAGAAGCCAAUGGGAAUUUUCGCCAUUCUUGAGGAGGAAUGCAUCGUCCCAAAAGCAACUGACGAGACCUUCCUUGCCAAGCUCCACAAGACCCACGAUGGCAAGCAUCCAAGUUACGGAAAGCCAAGCGUCAAAGAAAAGGCGAAGGCUGACUUUUUGUUGCAUCAUUACGCCGGCUCCGUCCCAUACAGUGUCAAGAACUGGCUCCAGAAGAACAAGGAUCCCAUCAAUGAAACUUGCGCAGCACUGUAUGCCAAGGCUACCAAUGCACUACUGGCUCAAAUUUUCCAAGAUUACAACCCAGAUGUUACUGGCGGAAGGCGUAAGGGAUCUGCUUUCCAAACUGUCAGCAGCAGGCACAAGGAACAACUGCACAAUCUAUUGACAACUUUGGGCCACACGUACCCACAUUUCGUACGUUGCAUUAUCCCCAAUGAGCAGAAGAAACCAGGUCUAAUUGAAGCCCACCUUGUAUUGCACCAGCUUAGAUGUAACGGUGUGCUUGAGGGUAUUCGUAUUUGCCGUAAAGGUUUCCCAAGCAGAAUGUUGUUCCAGGACUUCAGAAUGAGGUACAAGAUUUUGGCUCCAAACGCCAUCCCAGCUGGUUUCAUUGACGGUAAGGUCGCUGCCGAGAAACUUAUCGAGUCCUUGCAACUUGAACAAUCCGAGUACAGAGUCGGUGCAACUAAAGUCUUCUUCAAGGCAGGUAUUGUUGGUGAGCUUGAGGACAUGCGUGACGAACGGCUGUCUAAGAUCAUUGCUCAAUUCCAGGCCUACUGCAAAGGUUUUCUUAUGCGCAAAGAGUACAAGAAGAUGUGCGAUCAGAGAAUGGGUCUUGCUGUUAUUCAACGAAAUGUGCGCAAAUUCCUUUUCUUGAGAAACUGGUCUUGGUGGACGUUGUUCAAUAAAGUGAAGCCAUUGCUGAAUGUUGCACGUGCAGAAGAGGAAAUGAAAGAGAGGGAAGAAGAGCUUAAAAAAGCCAUGGAAAAGGCCGAAAAGGAGGAGAAAGAAAGAAAAGAAUUGCAAGAGAAACUCACAGAGACAAUGGAGGAGAAGACAAAACUGUUCGAAGAUUUGCAGAAGGAAUCCGAGAGACUUGUUGGUGCUGAAGAGAGGAUCAUGGUUUUGCAAGUUGACAGAGACAAGCUUGAGACCCAGCUUACCGAAGCACUGGAGCGCUUGGAAGAUGAAGAGGGCGCUACCACACGUCUCGAAGAAGACAAGAAAUCACUUGAGACUCUACGAGACGAAUUGCAAGACAAGAUUGAAGAAAAUACUCAAUCUAUUGCUAAGCUCGAGAAAGAGAAGGCUAACCGCGACAAACAGAUUGAAACACUGACCGAAGACCUAAGUAGGCAGGACGAAGCUGUUGCAAAGCUUAGCAAAGAAAAGAAGAACCUGGAAGAUUCUCUUUCAGAGCAGAUCAAUGCAACUCAGAGUGCAGAAGAUAAAUGCAAUCAUUUGACAAAGACAAAGAAGAAGUUGGAAGAAAAUGUGGCCGAUCUCGAAAUAAGCUUACAGAAGGAGAAAGACGCCAGGAGUAAAGUUGAUAAGGAGAAGAGAAAGGUGGAAGGAGAUUUGAAGAGCACCCAGGAAACUUUGUCGGAAACCCUCCAGGCCAAACGCGAAGUAGAAGACAAGCUUUCAAAGCGAGACAAGACCAUUAAUGAAAUGACCGCGGCAACUGAACAAGAUCAGCGAACAAUCAGCAAUCAUGCAAAGAAGAUCCAAGAGCUUUUGCGUCGCAUCGAAGAACUCGAGGAAGAGCUUGAAAACGAACGCAAGGCUCGACAGAAGGCCGAAAGAGCUCGUGCUGAGCUUGAAGCUGAAUUGGAGAGCUUGAGAGACAGACUUGAGGAGCAAGGUGGAGCCACAACAGCUCAGGUCGAGCUUAACAAGAAGCGCGAACAAGAGAUUUCCAAAAUGAGAAAGGACAUGGAAGAUGCAAACCAGGCCUCAGAGCAAGUCUUGCAACAGACCCGCCAGAAGCUGAAUGCACAAAUCCAAGAAGCCCAGGAUGAGCUCGAUCAAUUCAAGAAGGCCAAGGCCAAGACUGACAAAGAAAAGAGCACAUUGCAGGCUGAUUACGAUGAUCUGGUCAACCAGUUCGAAACAUUGAAGAAACAAAAGGCAAAUUCAGACAGAAACAACAAGGCUUUGGAAGAGCAGCUGAACGAAACCAAGGCUAAGCUCUCACACACCGAAGGCAGCGUAUCUGACUUGGAAUCAAUGAAAACAAGGAUGUCAUCUGAGUCAACCAACUUGAACGCCCAGAUUGAAGAGCUUGAGCACCAAAUCGGCAUGCUCCAGAAGAACAACAAGACCCUGGACAACAGCUUGAAUGAAAUGAAGCAAGCGUACGAGGACGAGCUUCGUGGCAAGCAAGACGCCCAGCAUAAAUGCCAGCAAGCUUUGGCCGAGAUUGAACAGCUCAAUGAGAAUCUUGAGGAGGAGCAAAACGUCAGAAGUGCUCUGCAAUCAAAACUGUCUAAGGCUGCCAGCGAGGCCCAGCAGUGGCGCGGCAAAUACGAAACCGAGGGUGCCAAUCGCGUUGAGGAACUUGAAGAUUCCAAGAAAAAGCUCACUGCCAAGGUGCAAGAGAUGGAAGAGGCUCUUCAAGCUGCCGAGCUCAAGGCCCAAUCAAUGGAGAAAGCCAAGAACAGGAUGAAUGGCGAGCUAGAAGAUCUCAAUAUUGACUUGGAGAAGGCUCAAGCUCAAGCAUCAAGUUUGGAGAAGAAGCAGAAGAAGGUCGACCAACAGAUCAACGAAUGGAAGAACAAGUGCGAAGAAAUCCAACUUGACCUCGACAACGCGCAACGCGAAUCACGCUCGUACUCCACUGAGCUUCUAAAGAUGAGAACAUCUCACGACGAAGCCAUUGACAGGAUGGAGGCGCUCAAGAAGGAAAACAAGAACUUGCAAGAUGAAAUUCGCAGCAUCACUUCUCAGCUGUCUGAAGGUGGAAAGAGCUCUCACGAGUACGAAAAGAUGAGGAAGAAGUACGAAAUGGAAAAGGAAGAACUCUCAAUUGCGUUGGAAGAAGCCGAAGCUGCUCUUGAGCAGGAAGAAGGCAAGGUGCUGAAAGCACAACUUGAAUUGACCCAGGUCAGGCAAUCCAACGAGCGCAAGCUUGCCGAGAAGGACGAUGAAAUUGAGAACUUGAGAAAGAACCACCAACGGCAGAUUGACAGCGUACAGCAAGCCUUGGAUGCAGAACAGAAGUCGAAAGCUGAGCAUGCAAGACAGAAGAAGAAGGCUGAAGUUGACUUGGCCGAGCUCGAAUCUCAGAUUGACACAUCGAACAGAGUCAAUGCUGACCAGUCCAAGACCAUCAAGAAGUUGCAGCAACAGAUGAAGGAAUUGCAAUCAAUGCUUGAGGAUGAGCAACGGGCAAGAGAUGACGGCCGUGACGUCACUGCUCGCUCGGAGAGACGUUGCAAUGACUUGCAGCAAGAACUCGACGAGCUCAAGAUGGCAUAUGAACAGAUUGAGCGUGCAAGGAAAUUGGCUGAGAACGAACGCAACGACAACAACGAUAGGGUGCAUGAAUUGGCACAACAAAUCCAAGUAUUGCAGAAUUCGAAAAGAAAGGUUGAAGGUGACUUGCACUCUGUUCAAGAAGAGAUCGAAGAAUUGGAGAACGAGGCAAGAGCAGCUGAGGACAGAGCAAACAAAGCUUUGGCUGAGGUUGCAAGAAUGCAAGCAGAGUUGGCUGCAGCACAAGACUCAGCAUCCAGUGCCGAAAAGGGCAAAUCGAACUUCGAGAAGCAGUUGCGUGACAUGCAAGGACGACUUGAAGAGGCCGAGGCAGCUGGAGGCAAAAACUUGAAAGCCCAGAUAAGAAAAUUGGAACAACGUUGCCGCGAUCUUGAAGCAAGCUUGGACGACGAGUCUCGAAAGAAUGCCGAAACAAUUAAGAACCAACGCCGAUCCGAAAAGAAGUACAAAGAUUUGCAAUUCCAGAUGGAAGAGGAUCACAAGAACGCAGAGCGUGCCCAAGAACAGGUUGACAAACUGAAUGCAAGACUGAAGAAGAUGAAAUCACAGCUCGAUGAAGCGGAGUCUUCAGCACAGCAGAAUCUUGCCAAGUUCAAGAAGGCUCAAAUGGAGUCUGAGGAUGCAGAGGAACGGGCAGAGGCAGCCGAGCAAGCGCUCCAGAAAGCACGGGCACGUGCUAGAACUAGCGCAAGCUCAGGAGCAGCAACCGGACUUAGAACGGGAAGCCGAGCCCCAAGUGGAGCCAGGACACCAAGAACACGUGGCGGAGCUGAAGAAUAAAUACAAGCAAAACUGCAAUGAACAAUAAAAUAAACGUUAGGACCCCGAAUUCCAAAAAAAUAAGGACGACGAUAUUUAUUCAAAUCCUCUACCUCAUCGCUCUUGGUAGCUAGGAUAAAUGCUCUUUUAAAACAAACUGUCUGGUGUUAAUUGUAGAAUAUUUCAUCUCUCGUUACGAAGUUAGCAUCUCAGCAUUUUUAGUACUUUUAUGAUUUUUUAGUCUAACUGCGUGUAUAAAGUUCAAGAAUCAUUCAUCGAUAGCAAUUUUUCUAUACAAUCUACCUGUAAUAAUUUUUGAUCAAUUUCAAUUUUCUAUGAUUGCUUUACCAUAUUAAACUACUCGAGUUCGUUUA